Drepanopeziza brunnea f. sp. 'multigermtubi' MB_m1 is the source of this 2697-nucleotide messenger RNA. RefSeq lists its product as uncharacterized. The record is from RefSeq and is a predicted model, not a curated record. Lineage: Eukaryota; Fungi; Ascomycota; Leotiomycetes; Helotiales; Drepanopezizaceae.
AUGAGCUUCCUCAAGGGAUACCUCAAGCCCUCGAAGAAGUCGGCAGAAGAGACUUCCGCCAGAGUUGCAAACGGUGCUCUUCCCCCAGCUAUGGAGAUGAUUGUCCCUCCCCUCCAGAGCUCACCUAUAUUCCAACCACCUCGACUAUCUCGACCUCCCUCCAUAUAUCCCGAAGGAGACUUCCGCAAUGAAUCUCGACACUCCGUCCUCCAACUCAAGUCCGAUGUCAUGGUCAGCUGGCUACACCAACAGCAGUGCGAGAAGCGAUUAUAUACGCAACUUCCGUUCGAAGGUGCCAUUCUCAAGCAGACAAAAGAUGUGUUUGUCUGCUCCCCGCUGGAAGUGAAGGAAAGUGCAUUAUUUGAGCAGGUGGCCAAGUUAAAUGUCAAGGCUGCCAUAACCGUCAGAACGCGCUUUAUCGACAGUGUUUUGAAUUGCCAACACCUCGAUUACAUUCCCCUCGCAGACGGACUCCGAUUGCAGGUCAUUCCAACCUUGAACGAUCUUCAUGGCUGCCAGAAACACCACUUUGCUGCUUUCAUUCUGCAGGAGAGAAUGAUGGUCGUUUGGGACGAUCAGCCAAGAAACAUAUUCAUACGCAUACGGCAGAUUGAAGAAUCGCUGAUGAAGGUAAUUUGGGAGAACGACAGUUCAAGGGGCUACCUAGGGGAGAAAAAGAGCGCGAAUACGUCCGUGACACAACUGUCGGAAUCGGCCUCAACUGUCACGCCUGGAGAUUUGGAGAAUGCGCAAGUGCUGGAAAUACGCCCGACCAAACUGAUCAACCCCGUCAUCGUGGGUGCGACCUUGACUUUGCUCAUUGCUGCUCUCGGAAUGGGUUUCAGAGCCCUUGCACAAGAAGUCAGUAUCGAUGGCAGCUAUACGCGGCUGGCAUUGCUUGUCGUUACCCCGGCUCAAAUCUUCGUCUCGCUCUUCUUCAUGCAGAUUGUUAUCGUCAAUCUUUUCCAGAUUUUCGGACCCAUCAGUCAGAUGAAUAUCAACUCGAAGUUCUAUUCCGGAAUCGCUCCCUGCCGCCUUGAUCGCGACCGUGGCGAGGUACUCCCUCAUAUCACCAUCCAAAUGCCCGUCUACAAAGAAGGUCUUGGUCCUGUCAUUCAGCCAACUAUCAUUUCGCUGAAGGCUGCUAUUUCGACGUACGAGCUGCAGGGAGGAACCGCCAAUAUCUUUGUGAACGAUGACGGCAUGCAAUUAAUUUCCGCGGAGCAAGCAGAAGCCCGUCGUGAUUUCUACGAAGAACACAACAUCGGAUGGGUCGCACGCCCAGGGCAUGGAGCCUUGGUCGCAGGCGGAGAGAACCAGCAACAAAAAGAAUUCGUCCGAAAGGGGAAAUUCAAAAAGGCUUCUAACAUGAACUACGCCUUGAUGAUUAGCAACAAAGUGGAGGAGAGGCUACUCGGAGUUGAGCGCACGAAUAACUGGCAACAAGGGGACGAACUCAAGGCCUACUAUCAAUGCUUGGCUGCGGUGCUCGAACAAGAACAGGGCCGCGCGUGGGCAGAAGGUAACAUCCGCGUGGGCGACUACAUUCUCUUGAUUGACUCGGAUACCCGAGUGCCAGAGGAUUGUUUGCUUGAUGCUGCAAGCGAGAUGGAGCAGUCACCCGAGGUCGGGAUCCUGCAGUACUCUUCAGGGGUAAUGAAUGUAACCAACACCUUCUUCGAGAACGGUAUUACCUUUUUUACAAAUCUGAUCUACACGGCUAUUUGCUACACUGUUGCCAACGGCGAUGUUUCGCCCUUUGUCGGCCACAAUGCAUUUCUCCGCUGGUCUGCGCUGCAGCAAGUGGUGUACGAGGACGAAGAUGGGUACGAGAAAUUUUGGUCCGAAUCGCAUGUCUCGGAGGACUUCGAUAUGUCCCUGCGCUUGCAGGUCAGCGGCUACAUCAUCCGGCUCUGCUCGUACACCGGUGACGGCUUCCAGGAAGGUGUCUCGCUGACAGUUUACGACGAAUUGAAUCGCUGGGAGAAGUAUGCCUACGGAUGCAACGAGCUUCUCUUUCAUCCCUUCAAGCAAUGGCUUUUCAAGGGCCCUUUCACUCCUCUCUUCCGCAAAUUCCUCUCCUCGAAUAUUCGGAUCACUUCCAAGAUCACGAUUCUCGCAUAUAUCGGCACGUACUAUGCUAUCGGUGCCGCCUGGAUACUCACCGUAGCAAACUAUCUGUUGGUGGGCUGGUAUGUGGGCUACCUGGACAAAUACUACCUCGACUCCUUCAAAGUCUACUUCUCUCUCAUCAUCGUCUUCAGCGCGCUCGGCAACAUCUCCCUAGCCGUUCUCCGCUACAGACUUGACCAAAGGAACUUGCUCAGUAGUCUAUUCGAGAACUUCAAAUGGGUCUUCCUCAUGUCCCUCUUCCUCGGCGGCAUCUCCCUCCACGUUUCCCAGGCCCUCCUCUGCCACUUCUUUGGAUUCGACAUGAGCUGGGGUGCCACGGCCAAGGAGCUCGAGAAGGUCAAUUUCAUGGAAGAGAUCCCUCGCCUCAUCAAGCGUUUCAAAUUCACCUUCAUCUUCUGUGGCCUUUGCAGCGCCGGCAUGGCCAUCCUCGCUACCGCACCUUUCGUCCCGUACUACUGGCGGAUCGACAGCUUCGUGGCCAUCUACCCGCUAGGCACGGUCAUCAUCAGCCAUUUCAUGCUGCCGAUUGCGCUCAAUCCUGCGUUGAUGACGUUCAACUGGUAA